Momordica charantia (bitter melon) is the source of this 3196-nucleotide messenger RNA. Its product is annotated as glutamate receptor 2.8. The record is from RefSeq and is a predicted model, not a curated record. Gene Ontology annotation, molecular function: ligand-gated monoatomic ion channel activity. Lineage: Eukaryota; Viridiplantae; Streptophyta; Magnoliopsida; Cucurbitales; Cucurbitaceae. Gene Ontology annotation, cellular component: membrane.
AACUUCUAUUAGAUAAUCAAUGUCUGUCCAUGGUGGUUCAUGGUUGGAAUUUUAGAGUGGUCAAGUUCCUCAAUUCCUUAUUCCAACCUAGGCAAAGUCAAAACUCUCACAAGCGCAUGGUAGUUCAUGUCACCCACUUGAAAUCUUAAAAUUUCUUAGUGAUUUGGAUAGAAAAUGAGAGCGAAAAAAGAAAUGUCAUUUCUUAGUCAACAAGAAAAAUAUAAAGAAGAAGGGUUUCUUGUGCAUAUAUAUUGGAGAGAGCAAAGGCGGCUUUUGCCUCUCCGAAAAAAUGGGACAGUUUYCCUUUCUGUUUUCUUUCUUGUUGUUUGCUCUGUUAGUUUCUGGUAAGCACGAAACUGAAACAAAUGCGAGCUCAAAGAUGGACGACGGUGGAAAGGGAAGAAUAGGGGCCAUUGUAGACAAGAGUUCUAGGAUUGGUAAGGAAGAGAGUUUAGCUAUGCUGAUGGCUGUAGAGGAUUUUAACUCCUUAAGCAAUUCAAAUUUCAGUCUUGACAUCCGGGACUCCAAAAGUGAUCCCAAUCAGGCAGCUCUUGCAGCCAAAGAUCUCAUCAAUAUGGAACAAGUUCAGGUUCUUAUAGGACCACAAACCUGGGAAGCGGUUUCCGUAGUUGCUGAGAUCGGAAGUAAGAAUCAGAUUCCAGUUCUGUCAUUGGCUAAUGACAUGCCAAAGUGGGCAACUGAGAGGUUGGACUUUUUGGUCCAAGCUUCUCCCUCCCAGUUUAAUCAGAUUAAGGCCAUAGCUGCUAUUAUUGGUUCGUGGGAUUGGCAUCUGGUUAAUGUCAUAUAUGAAGAUGGAGAUUUCUCGACCACUGAAAUAUUUCCUCACUUUGUGCAUGCCCUCAAAGAUUUUGGAGCUGAAAUAAGUGAAUUUGUUGGCCUCCCUGAUUUUGAUUCUAAUUUAUUGUCCAGUGAACUAGAGAGGCUUAGAAGAGGGCCAAGUAGAGUUUUCGUAGUUCAUAUGUCUUCAAAGUUGACAUUGCAUCUAUUUGAGAUGGCAAAAGAGAUGGAAAUGAUGGGAAGGGACUAUGUUUGGAUCACUACUGAUUCUUUCACAAGUCUUGCACAUUCUUUCAAUGUUUCAAUAAUCUCUUUACUGCAAGGAGUUAUUGGAGUCAAGAGUUACUUCCCGCAAAGCAACCCUGAUUUUUAUCUUCGGUUCUGUAGAAGGUUUAGGUUAGAGCAUUCAGAUGAGUACAACCACGAGCCUAGUAUUUUUGCAGUACAGGCUUAUGAUGCUGCAAGAACAGCAGCUAUGGCAAUGAGUGAAACCCAAGAAAAGGGUCAUCACUUAUUGGAAAAAAUCAAKCUCACUGAUUUUCAAGGAUUAAGUGGAAAGAUUCAGUUUAAGGACAGAAAAUUAACCCCAGCCGAUACUUUUCAGAUCAUCAAUGUGGUGGGAAGGAGUUAUAGGGAACUAGGCUUCUGGUCUAAUGAAUUACACUUCUCACAAAAGUUGGGGAAAAGAUUGUCUUCGAGUUUGUCAAUGAAGGAUCUUGGCAAAGUGUUUUGGCCAGGUGGAUCCACAGAUGCUCCAAGGGGAUGGGCCAUACCAACAAAUGCCAACUCGUUGAGAAUUGGUGUGCCAACUAGUCCCAUGUUCAAACAGUAUGUAGAUGUGGAAGGAGACCAAAUGGGAAAUAAUUUAUCCUUCAAUGGACUUGCAAUCGGUCUGUUUAAAGCAACCAUAGACAAUCUGCCCUUCCCUCUGCCGUACAACUUCUCUGCUUACAAUGGAACAUAUGAUGAUCUAGUGAAGAACAUCGAUUCGAAGACUUUUGAUGCUGCCGUAGGUGACAUAGCAAUAGUAUCAACACGUUAUGAACACGCAGAAUUUACACAGCCUUACACUGAAGCAGGACUUGUGAUGAUAGUUCCUACCACAAAAGACAGAAGUAAUAGAGCAUUGUUGUUCACAAAGCCCUUUACGGUGACCAUGUGGAUUGUAAUUGCUGUGGUAAAUGUCUACAAUGGCUUUGUUGUUUGGUUCAUAGAACGAAGUCAUGGUCCCGAAGAUGAAGGUUCGAUGUUUAAUCAAGCUGGAACCAUGCUUUGCUCAUCCUUCACCACUCUCUUCUCCUUGCAUGGUAAUAGGCUACACAGUAACUUGUCACGGAUGACCAUGGUGGUUUGGCUAUUUGUGGCACUUGUGAUAACUCAGAUAUACACUGCCAAUCUUACCAGCAUGCUCACUAUUCAAAAGCUUGAACCAACUAUAUCGAAUAUCGAGACUCUCCAAAGAAUGAAUGCAUUUGUGGGAUAUGGCAGAGGGUCCUUUGUUGCAAGUUAUUUGGAGGACGUUUUACGCUUUCGCGGAGAAAACAUAAAAAACUACUCUACACCUGAUGGUUUAGCUGAAGCUCUCAGAAACCAGGAGAUAGCAGCUGCUUUUCUUGAAGUCCCUUUUGCAAAAUUAUUCCUUGCAAGAUUUUGCCAGGAAUUCAUGAUUUCUGGGCCAACCUACAAAGUUGGAGGAUUUGGAUUUGCGUUUCCGAGAGGCUCUCCGCUGUUACAAUAUGUCAACAAAGCAUUGCUUAAGGUAUCYGAAACUGGGAAGUUCAGACAGUUGGAAGACAGCAUGAUCGCUAAUGAGAAAUGCGAGGAUGGGGAAGCAAAAGAUGGAAAUCCAAGUCUCAGCCCCAACAGCUUCUUUAUACUUUUUGUAUUAAGUUCAGGAGUAUCAACAAUAGCACUUGCAUUGUACAUCUUUAAAGCUCAUGAAUCUAGUCUUCAACAAAACACCAUCUGGAGAUUAAUGAUAGCUGUGAUGAGACACUGGGGAAAAAACAGGAGGCGAUUUUCUCGACGGGUAAGCGAUCAGCCACAAACCAUCCCAAAUAACUUCUCAAAUGUUACAAACAUGCAAAUUCAAGUCUAGAAAACUGUACUUAAUCUCCAUGCCRAAGUGCUGUAUAAUAAUAGUUCAAGGUCUUCAUAGAGUUCUAGAGCUCCCUCAUCUCUACAAUGGAGACUAGAAGAAGAAUAAACUCCAUUAGACAGAUGAGGGAAGCUCUAGUUGGAAGCAUAGAAAAUCAGAUGAUUUACAAAACAAGUUGUUUUGUAAAGCUGUAGAUAAAUAUGCAGAAAUUAACUGUUUAAUCCAUAAAACGUUUCUUUUAGAUUUAAAUGAUAUGUGAUUCAAGACUUGGACAUUCAUUCAAGUCAAGUGAUUGCUCAA